AUGGAUGACGUGAAUGGCAAGAUGCCCAUCCACCUCGCCGUUCUGAGCGGGAACUUUGAAAUGGUGCAAAAGCUCUGCCGGGAACACAAGCGGAGCAAUGAGAGCCUGGACCUACUCGUCGAUACCGCCGAUACCCUCGAGCAGGGCGCUGAGCCCAACGUCAGCGACGACGAGUCCAAGACGCCGCUUCAUUUUACGUACGAGAAGGGGGAAAUGGACAUGAUGGCUCUCCUCCUGGCCGCUGGGUCAGACCCCUUUUACCGGGACUCGCGAGGCCACUCGGCUCUUCACAGGGCCGUCAAAGCCCAGAAUUUAGCCAUACGUGCCCUUUUGAAUUUCGGGGAUCUCGAUGCCAAGUCCCUCGCGGUGCCGAAUCACAACAACAAAUCUCCUCUGAGCAUCGCUCUCCGAAACCAGGACAUGAACACGGCCAAACACGGACGUGUCCUGCUUCUGGUAGCGCAAAAGGGUGUUAGUGAGGUUGUUGAGGACCUGGUGAAGCUGCCGGUCGGAAAAGAUGAAGACGGUCCCUUUGAAGAACAGAGGCGGCUGGCCCUCGAUGAGGCAGCCGAGCAUGGCUGGACCGAGAUUGGCCUCAGCGCCUACCGCCGUGCCGUGACAGAGAUUGCCAUGUCGCUGCUGAGGAGAAGCGCCAUCAACGACGAGAUCAAGACGAAAGAGGUCCUGCUUAGCCGCAGCGACCGAGCGCUAGAGCACGGCCAGCAGGUGGACGACCUCGCUAAAGGACAGCUCGGCCUCGGGUGUCGUUUUCACCUCGCCGCCCUCGAUCUUCGCCUCGACCGGGGCCUCGACGGCGGUGGCGUAGGGCCGCAUACCGUUGUCCUUGCUCAUGCUUUCUUGUUCAAUCUAAGUGAAGCCCUGCAGAUGGACACGGCUACAUUCCGUGGAGCAGACUGCGUCAUCCAGUGGGCCCCCAGGACCACCAUAUCGAGUAUCCUGUGCAUCCUACAGCUACGGUGA
Lasiosphaeria miniovina is the source of this 981-nucleotide messenger RNA. Its product is annotated as ankyrin repeat-containing domain protein. Gene Ontology annotation, cellular component: nucleus. The transcript has 5 exons. Gene Ontology annotation, biological process: positive regulation of transcription by RNA polymerase II. Lineage: Eukaryota; Fungi; Ascomycota; Sordariomycetes; Sordariales; Lasiosphaeriaceae. The record is from RefSeq and is a predicted model, not a curated record. Bases 1 to 981 code for a protein of 326 amino acids. Gene Ontology annotation, molecular function: protein binding; transcription cis-regulatory region binding.